AUGUCCGAUAUCGUUGAAAAGACCACUAUCUUGCAAAAGUACUUGGAACUAGACCAAAGAGGUACCAUCAUUGCCGAAUAUGUUUGGAUUGAUGCUGAAGGUAACUUGAGAUCUAAGGGUAGAACCUUGUCCAAGAAGGUUACUUCCGUGGACUCCCUACCGGAAUGGAACUUUGACGGUUCUUCCACUGGCCAAGCCCCAGGUCACGACUCGGAUGUGUACUUGAAGCCUGUUGCCUUCUACCCAGACCCAUUCAGAAGAGGUGACAACAUUGUUGUUUUGGCUGAAUGUUGGAACAACGACGGUACUCCAAACAAGUUCAACCACAGACACGAAGCUGCAAAGUUGUUCGAAGCCCACAAGAAGGCUGAAAUGUGGUUCGGUUUGGAACAAGAAUACACCUUGUUCGACCAAUACGACAACGUGUACGGCUGGCCAAAGGGUGGUUUCCCAGCUCCACAAGGUCCAUACUACUGUGGUGUCGGUGCCGGUAAGGUGUUCGCUCGUGAUGUCAUCGAGGCCCACUACAGAGCUUGUUUGUACGCUGGUAUCAACAUCUCCGGUAUCAACGCUGAAGUCAUGCCAUCCCAAUGGGAAUUCCAAGUCGGUCCAUGUGAAGGUAUCGCCAUGGGUGACCAAUUGUGGAUCGCUAGAUACUUCUUGCACAGAGUGGCUGAAGAAUUCGGUGUCAAGGUUUCUCUACAUCCAAAGCCAUUGAAGGGUGACUGGAACGGUGCUGGUUGUCACACCAACGUCUCUACCAAGGAAAUGAGAGCUCCAGGUGGUAUGAAGUACAUCGAAGAUGCCAUUGAAAAGCUAUCUAAGAGACACAACGAACACAUCAAGCUAUAUGGUGCCGACAACGAACAAAGAUUGACUGGUAGACACGAAACCGCCUCCAUGAGUACCUUCUCAUCUGGUGUUGCCAACCGUGGUGCUUCCAUCAGAAUCCCAAGAUCCGUUAACAAGGAAGGUUACGGAUACUUCGAAGACAGAAGACCAGCUUCCAACAUUGACCCUUACUUGGUCACUGGUAUCAUGGUCGAAACUGUCUGUGGUGCUAUUGAAAACGCUGAUAUGACUAAGGAAUACGAAAGAGAAUCUUUGUAA
Molecule: messenger RNA, 1110 nt
Organism: Kluyveromyces marxianus DMKU3-1042
Lineage: Eukaryota; Fungi; Ascomycota; Saccharomycetes; Saccharomycetales; Saccharomycetaceae
Gene: GLN1
Product: glutamate--ammonia ligase
Exons: 1
Coding region: 1-1110 (369 amino acids)
Cellular component (GO): cytoplasm
Molecular function (GO): glutamine synthetase activity
Source: RefSeq, a predicted model, not a curated record